This is a messenger RNA of Xiphophorus hellerii (green swordtail), 3249 nucleotides long. Its product is annotated as gastrula zinc finger protein XlCGF48.2-like. The record is from RefSeq and is a predicted model, not a curated record. Gene Ontology annotation, cellular component: nucleus. Gene Ontology annotation, biological process: regulation of gene expression. The transcript is spliced from 4 exons. Lineage: Eukaryota; Metazoa; Chordata; Actinopteri; Cyprinodontiformes; Poeciliidae. Bases 1128 to 2282 code for a protein of 384 amino acids.
GGAAGUCAGAGUGUCCCAGUUUAGUCAACUGGGACUGAAACUGGAGCGCUGCAGUGAUGAUGGUUCUGCCCAUGGACAGGAUGCUGAGUCGGUACUUUGUUCUCUGGUUUGGAUGCCGGUACUGGAUCCACAUCUCUUCCUCUUCACUUCGUUUGGAAUAUCAGGCUGAACAGCCGUUUCCUCCGUAAACAUUAAGAUUCAGGUUUCUGACGCGUCUCUGAACAGAAGAGCCCAAAAAAUAUAAAAUAUAAAAUGAAAACAGAAACAGAAAACAGUUUGAUCCAAUGUGAUCCAGUGAUCCUGUUCGGUUCAGAUUCUGUCCUCAAACAUGUUCAACUCUGUCCUGAGCUGGAGGUUUUCUCAGCUCUUAGGGUGUGUGUCACACACCCUCACACACACACACACACACACACACACACACACACACACACACACACACACACACGCCCGCACACACAGCAGGUCAAAGGUCACUGCAGGUAGAAAUGGUUAUAUUAUGAUGUAAAGCGCUUUGAGUCGUGUUGUUGCUAAUAUGCUGGACAGAAAUGAAUCCCAGCCUGAUGUAUCAAAGGUCAUGACCUCUGCUGCCUCCAUCCCACCUGAUCAGUGUGAGCUUCAUGACUCCAUCAGCCUCCAGGAAACCACAGACCUCCAUGCUGCAUUCAUGAUCUCAGGAGAUCUCAGCAGCUGCAGCUCAGACUGAAACACUGAAGACUUUCAGCAAGACGACGUCCCAACAAACCAGGAGACCCACUGGGAGAGAUGGGAGCUUUCAGACAUGAUGUCUGCAGAGCUUCCUUCAGACCUACUUUGGACCUUCACAGCACAUUUCUGAUGGUUCUGCCAAGGAUCCACUCAGAACCUCACAGCAACUUCAGCAGGACGGUUCUGAUCUGCUGACAUUAUGACCGUCUCCUUCUCAUUCAGACACUUUUUAAAUCUGCAUCCAGUCAUCAGUUGAUUCUGAGGAAAACAUGGAGAUCUGGACCGGUUCUGCUCAGCUGACCCGGUCAGCAGCAGACAGGUUUCUGCAGUGUGUGUGUCGGAGCGAAGGCUCAGUCUAAUCUAACCCGAUCUUUGGUUCUGGAUCCAAACUCGAUGUAACUGGUGAUCCGGUAGUGAAGCCCAUGGUGAGCGUGUACCCAGCAGCAUCCAGCGCCCGGCGGGGCAGGAGGGGCUUCCUGCUGUGUCUGGCCUCAGGCAUGUUUCCUCCUGAGGUCAAGUUCUCCUGGAAAAGACUGGAGGACGAUGGAGAGAAAGAUCUGACCUCUGAAGAGCAGCUGGAGCUCAGAGAGCCGAACCGCACCGCCUCCAUCUUACUGGUGGACCGGGAUCUUCUCAGCACAUCUAGAUACCGCUGCUCUGUGCAGCAUGAGGGGGGCCCAGUGGAGGCCCCUACAACACAAGACACCCAGAACCCACAUGUGUCGGUUAAGGAGGAAGCUGCUACCGUCCAGGAGAGAAGGUCCAGUCAUGAGGAGGACGAAGCUGAAUCUCAGUUUACUGAUACUUUUGUUAAAGUCAUUUCUUCCAAUGCAACUGAAGAGGAACAGAUGGAACCAGAACCUCCACUGACUGAAGAACAUUGGGAACCAGGAUCUAUAUGGAUCAAAGAGGAAGAGGAGGAGGCACAAUCUCCGGUGUUUAAUUUUGAACAGCAGGAACCAGAACCAGAACCUUUACCGACCAGGCAGAACCAGAAGCACGUCUGCAGCAGUCAGGAGGGAGAACAGCUGGACCAGAAGCAGUUUGCUGCUUUGAUGGAGACUUUCACACUUCAGAGACGGGAUCUGAGUGACGGAGAGCCAAGUGAGCCUCCUUCCUUUUCUCCUGAAGCCGAGAGCAGAGACCAGGAAGGAAGCAGCUCCACCGUGUCAGAGAAUCAGUCCCACACCGACACCAGAACCGGGCCUUUCAGCUGUGGUGUGUGUGGGAGAUUACUGAAGAAUAAAUACGACUUAAAACAGCAUUACAUGACCCACACUGGAGAAAAGCCUUUUACUUGUGAAACAUGCAGUAAAAGUUUUGCUAGACGUUCUCAAUUAAAUGUUCACUAUAGAACCCACACCGGAGAAAGGCCUUUUACUUGUCCGAUAUGCAAGAAAAGUUUCUUUCAAAUUGGUCAUUUAAAUGUCCACAAGAACAUUCAUACAGGUGUGAGGCCUUUUUCUUGUGAAACAUGUGGGAAAAGUUUUACUAGACGUUAUUUAUUAAAUAUUCACCGGAGAAGCCACAUGGGUGAGAGGCCUUUCUCAUGGGAGAGCUUUAUGAAAAGCUUCUAGAAUAAAACAUGUUUAGAUCAACAUGGGAAAGACACACUGCCUUUCCUGUGUAGGUUUGGAGUAAACAUGUUUUCACUCAAUCCAAAUAUCUCCAACAAUUCAUUUUCUCUAAGUUAAAUGUGAACCAGAAAACCCACAGAGGUGGAAGAAGCUUAUUUGAUGCUUUUAGGCUGAAUUUCCACAUGAAACAAAAACCCAGAGGUGAAGAGAGGUCGUCCAUCUGUCCAGCUGCUGAAGCUUAGUCCAAAUACUGUCAUCAACAUAACUGCAGAUCUACAACAGGAAGGAUCAAACUAAUGUAUUGUAGAGUUGAAAUGGCCUAAUCAAAGGCUGGAUUUCAACCUUAUUAUAUCCUGAUGUUCAGAAUUGGAUGUUUGUAAAUAAAUGAUCUACAGUGGGGUUGUAGAGGAAACUGAGGAAACAUUUCUCCACACCAACAAUGUUAAACUUACUUUUGGUUGAUUUCCUCAAUCUGAAGUUUAAUUUCAUAACUUUGUUUUAAACUUUAAAACUUUGUUUUAAAGUUCAUAAACUACUGAUGGUUGCUGUUGACAACAUUGUUCAUUUGAUUUUUCAAUGUUUUUCUUAACUUUUGAGUUUAUUCCAUUUAUUGAUAAAUGUAUUUUAGACUUUUACUGUGAAAACCAAAAUGUCUGAAUAGUUUAGCAGUUUUUUACUUUGUUUUUCAAUAAGAUAAACAUUUGGUUUCAUAAUGUUGAAUUUAAACAGGAAUUAAAUUUGUUUUGAUUGUAAUUGUUGCUGCUGUGGUUUUUACAGGACAGCAGAUGUGAAGGAUGUGUUCAUAUAUGAUGAAGUAUAGAUAUGGUAAUGUAGAAGUGCUGUCUGGAUUUACAGAUCUAGUUGUAAUAGUUCUACGGUUUGGAUGAGAUUUAUUCUAAUUUGUCCACAAAUCUUUGUGCUGCGAUGUGUUCUUGGUUUUAAAUAAAGCCUCUGCUGUUCACCUGAA